UUCGGGUCACUUUUCACUCGGAUUUCUCCAAUCGGGGCAAUGGUUUCAAACUCCGGUGGAAAGCCUUCUCUAUGGGCUGGUGUGACGCCAAUGAGACCUUCAUUAGGGAACCCGAGUCCGGGACCGACACCAACACUACUGGUGAUGAGGACUUUAUCGAUAGUCCCGGUUAUCCCGACUUGAAUUUACCGCAAUUGAAUUGCUCGCUGAGUAUUGUAGCCAAAAGUCAUAAGCGGGUUGUGCUGACGAUCAUUGACUUUGAUUUGGAUGACUUCGGCGAAGAGUUUUGCAAAUUUGAUAACUAUUUGAGCGUAGAUUUGGGACAAUCAAAGACAGUACAACUCUGCGGAUCGUUAAACACACGCAAUAUUUUCAUAGGGCAACAAUUUAUAUCGUACGGCAAUACCAUGAAAGUGCAUUACAUCACCUCAACCUCGUUGGUCACAAUGCAGUCAAAACGGGGCUUUCGGUUCAGCUACCGGUUCGCGGACACGACGGCCCGGAUAUCAUCGCUGAUGGAACUGUCAGCCGCCCAGACGGGCAAAGUUGCAAACCUUAAUUACCCGCACGAGUGUCCCAACGACUAUCACAUCUAUCUCAAGGCUGAGAUCUCGCACCAGAUAGAGCUCCGGCUGCCGAGACUCACGUACAUGAAGAUCAAUGACGGCCCGCGC
Medioppia subpectinata is the source of this 674-nucleotide messenger RNA. The record is from the annotation of a GenBank genome assembly. NCBI's taxonomy places the organism in Eukaryota, Metazoa, Arthropoda, Arachnida, Sarcoptiformes, Oppiidae.